Clupea harengus (Atlantic herring) is the source of this 1418-nucleotide messenger RNA. RefSeq names its product trypsinogen-like protein 3. The coding region runs from base 69 to 878 and encodes 269 amino acids. Gene Ontology annotation, biological process: proteolysis. The record is from RefSeq and is a predicted model, not a curated record. The transcript has 5 exons. Lineage: Eukaryota; Metazoa; Chordata; Actinopteri; Clupeiformes; Clupeidae. Gene Ontology annotation, molecular function: serine-type endopeptidase activity. Gene Ontology annotation, cellular component: secretory granule.
UCUUGACUGCAUAUAAAAGCCACCCUUGGAGAGACUCAAACCCAGACCACAAGCACAGAGGAAUCGCCAUGAGGCUCCUGGUGCUGGUAGCUGCUUUGGGUUGUGUGGGGGGGAGUCUGGGCCUGGACUGCAGUCCCUUCGCCAGACCGUGGCUGGUGUCCCUCUCAGGCCAGACCGGAGUCCUGCUCAAUGAGUGGUGGGUGCUGACCAAUUUCGACUACAAUUCUGGGUCUCAUCAACUGGAGGCUCGACUGGGAGUGGAUGACCUGAAUGGCCAGUCGAACACUGAGCAGAGGGUCCGCGUGGCCAGAUGGAUAAACCAUGACCCCUACUCGGGCUUUCGCCGGCGCAAGAGGAGCCCCAUGCAUGACCUGGCACUGGUGAGGCUGGCAGAGCCGGCACGCUUCACCCCUUAUGUGCAGCCCAUGGCACUGCCCACUCAAUGCCCACAGACUGGGGAGCUGUGUGUGGUGACUGGCUGGGGAUCCACCGGCUCAGGGCCCGUGUCCAAAAAGCAACAGUGUCUGGUUCAGCAAGUCCUCAGUGAUAACGUCUGUAGGCAGCUGAACCCCAUGUACUGGUCAUCCAACCUGUUCUGUACUGGAUCCCACCACACCGCAGAAGGCAGCUGUCUGAGAGACCGGAGUAGUAUUUUGGUGUGUGGGGGAACGCUGCAGGGCGUGAAUGGCUUUGUUUUCGUGUCCGAGGGAUGUUCUGCCGGGAAGCCCGACGCGUACUCCCGCAUCUGUCGCUACAGGAGCUGGAUCGAUAGAGUAAUGAGCACCAUGACUCCAACCGUGGGGCCUUAUACCACCACUCCACCCACCCCUCCACCUGUUAGCACCACGUGGAGAUGGGAUGAUCAUUUUGUGUCUUAAAUCAGUGUGUUAAACGUGUCCUUGGGUUUGAUUCUCAGGGAGCACAAAUAAGAUACUGAUGAGAAUGUGCAUUAUAUCUGGGAUGUAGGUCACUUUGGAUAAAAAUUAAUGAAUACAAAUCUGAGACCAGGAAGAUGGCAGGAUAGGCGUUGGAUGAAAUGAGCCAGUGGUGUUAAAUGUAAACAUUUGUGUGGCAAAUCAUGAAAAAAAAUAAUUUGUUUUAAUUUACAGUAUAAUUUGCAUGUCAUGGGAAUGGAUGACGUCUUAUGGAAGAUAAAUAACAGACUACUCAGAAACAUCAUAGCCUUUCAGAAGAUGUUCAUCGUAGGUUAUUAAAAGUCACUCCUAUUCUCUUUGUUUGGUACUGCUGUCAUUAACAAAUCAUUCAUUCUGAGAUAUAUAGGCUACUGCUUUGACUGUGCUUGAACGCAUAAACCCUUAAAUAUAAUAUUUCCAUGAUUCAAAUAAGGGUUUGUUGACAAAGCUAAGAUGGAGCAAAUACGUUUGAAGACAAAUAUUAAACUGAAUACCUUUGCUACA